AGGAUAUGAUAAUCGGAUAUUCGAGGACCUUCAAGGACCCACUCCUGUCUACAACCUCAUAAAGCACUCUUUGUAUAUUUCAUGCCCGCCGACCUCGAAAAGUCUUGUUGAGCUCGAGCUUUCAGCAAACUCUCUUUGGAACGCGAUCUUUGUUAUUAUCAUCAGGGCCGGUGCCACGACCCCAACUUUUUAUCUGUCUUUAUACAGGACUGUGCUGGAACGGCAUAGCAACUCGUUCCCCUUCAGGUGAACUCUUCCAGGGGGAUCCUUAAGAGUCGCCACUGGCACGCAGAUUCAGCACGUCAGCCGCAUGCCCAUCCUUUUUUGUUUAAAUAACUCGAUCUCCUGCAUUUCCCAACGUACCAUUUCUCUGUCUUUCCACCAUGCCAAAGCGUAUCCCCACCCCUCCUCCUGGAGACGAUGAACCUCGCUACCUCACUGUUGUUCACCCUUACGUCCUUGACGGCCAUUGCAACAUGGAGUUGCCCAAGGAUAGACAGGAUUUUGCGCGUUGGGUAGCAUGCUGCAUCGAUGCUAAAUACUUUUACGCGUUUUUUCACAAGCCCAGUGCACGCGACAUGGUUAUCAUCGAGAUAGCUCGUGAAUGUCCCGAACUCGAUCGCUUACUCGGCGAACAUCGCUGGAGGGAGUUCCUGAAGAAGUCAUCCAAACAAGAACAGGAUCAAGUCUCGAAGGUAUUUUAUUGCACUUAUAGCACUGGAAGACAGGUGCAGAAGAAUGGCUGGAAGCGUAUCUAUGUCGAAGACGCUUGGUUUAAAAUGUGGUCGCCGAACAAUCAUUUCAUCACUUUCCCAUACCCUGAAACCCAUUUUUGUGAAGUGCCGAUCGAGGAUCAGACCAAUCAUCCCAUGUGUAGGCCCCUUCCGGGUGCCGUAAAGCGCACUCCCCCUGAGGCGCUGAUGGCUCCUCCACCAGUCGUCGGUUCCGAACAAUGGACAACCGACAAACAGGUUCCUGCUCCCAUUGCGAGGGCGUGGACCAAAGGCGCCCCGAAGUUCACAGCACCAGUUGGCAACGCAUGGAAGGCUGCUAUCGCUACUUCCUCUCCGCCCAUCCCUGGGCUCAAGAAGCAGCCCGCAGUUGGUGGCGGACCUAUCGCAGUGAAAGCAUCUGAUGUUUGGGUCGGCCUUCCUGCGUCCUCAGGACUUGGACCGAACGGGUGGUCAGACUCACCCACUGGAUCUGGAAUGAAUACUCCCCCAAGCGGGGCUCCCUCUCCUUUGCCCAGAACAAUAUCUAAUCAAUCCCCCACCAUCCCUCCCGGUCUGAGUGGUCCGAAAGCUUGGAAUGAUGGAACAUCCUACCCUACUCAUCCUCCUGGAAUUCCGGCAGUAUCCAACGCAUGGGGCGCUCCUCGCAUUGCGACGGCGCCUAGCCUCGAUCGCGAUAACACAAGUACCGCUAGCUGGAGCUCUAACGGAGGGUCUUCCAAUGCCAGCACCGAUAUCGUACUUACUCCCGAGGACUGUCCAUACAGGGUUCAAGUCCAAAUCUCGGACAGCAUGGAACGAGCACUGGACGGGUUGUCAGUCCAUGACGGUGAUAUGGAUCCCGAUCUCGCUGAGCUGGACUCGAUCGCACCCGGGAGGUGGGAUGAGCCCGCGAGUACUGAAGUUUGGCCUACUGCGGAUGGGACUACUUGGGACGAUGCUCCUGCAGAUGCCGAGGCGCAGUGGAUGGAGCUGAACGAUAACAAGGAGCAGGAGAAGCCGAUUAUAUGCAACGCCCAUGGAAUCAUCUGCAGGAAGGGAAUCUGCAGGGAGUACGCGAAGCAGGUUCGCGAAGCGGAGAGAGCACAGAAGGAUACAGGUUCGAACAACAAGAAGGGUAAAGGCAGAGGCCGAGGCAGCGAUCGUGGUGGACCUCCUAAUAAUGCAUUCAGAGGUCGCGGUGCGCCCGUGAAGUCAAACUGGCGAAGCGCUCCUAGGGCCAUCGUAUCUGCCGCUGCCAUGGAGCGCCGGGAGAGCCUCAACGAAGCGGAAUCCGUCGCAGCUGAAACUGCGAAUGGAUGGGGAAAUCCGUCAAAUGCCUCAUGGAAUGCGGGCGAAGAUGUGCCUGAAGAGGCAGAGCCUGCGGGCAAUGGCGCGCCUGAGCCGUCUAAUGACGGUUGGGGCCAAUCUGAAGCUAGCUUUGACCCUUGGCUUACGGAGCCCAAGUCCAAGCCUCAGCAGAAUCCCGCGCCCCAAUCUCAGCAAAGGCCAAGACUUCAGACCCAGCAGAGGCCCCAGUCGCAGUGGAAAUCUCAGCCCAAGGCUCAGUCCCAGGCUCAGUCUCAGUCCCAGUCUCAGUGGAGGCCGCAGCAGAAGUUCCAACCGCAGCAGAAGCUCCAAUCACAGCAGAAGUUCUCACCGCAGCAGAAAGCCCAGGCGAACAGCAACACCAACAACGCCUGGGUCAAGCAGAGGCCCUCCACUUCCUGGGCAGAUGAGGUGGAUGCCCAUAGCGCUGCUGGAUACCCUGACGAUGAUGGGUUCUCCACCGCCAGUAGCAGGCGUGGUGGGCGGGCCCCAGUGAAGGCUCCCAAGAGCUCUACCAGCGGGUGGGGUACUGUCGACGAGAAGCCCUGGUAAGCGUAUUGAACGAAUACAAUCGCAGGGUCGCCCCGUCUCCAUAUUUGUAUUUUUACCUGAAGUUCCAUUCCUUGUACUACUAUUCCCUGGGCGAUAUGUACCAUACCCCUGAUAGUUUUUCAUACCUACCGUGACGUACUUCAGAAUCAUUUUUCGUUUUACCGCCUGUACAUCCAAUCAGCACCUGCGAUCAUCGUCAUGUACUAUUGUAUUGCAUACUUCAAAGCCUCAUGCACAUGAUUGCUCUGUGAAAUGCAUAUUGUUGUACUUUCGCGACAGA
Suillus discolor is the source of this 2871-nucleotide messenger RNA. RefSeq lists its product as uncharacterized. Bases 384 to 2591 code for a protein of 735 amino acids. The record is from RefSeq and is a predicted model, not a curated record. Lineage: Eukaryota; Fungi; Basidiomycota; Agaricomycetes; Boletales; Suillaceae. The transcript is spliced from 8 exons.